ACACAGCGUCAUUGUUGAGGUAGCAUUGAAAUCCUGGAUGAUUAACGUCACCUCCAUUAAGGCCACCUCCUAGUACAGGCACAGCUCUGACUUCAUUUCUGGUCUUUCUCAAACCACACAACACUUCUGCUGGGCUUCAGGUACAGAGAUUUGCUUUUGGAACAGCCGAGAAACAAGUGCUGCCUUUGCAUUUUAUAAAAGAUGUGUGAGACGCCGUGGUACAGACUCUUCAUUUUCCUAGCAUGUCUUAUGAAGGCUGCAGAAAUCCAAGCACAAUGUGCGAAACCUAGCGUCGGGGGAAACAGGGUUAUAGUUGAUGACCUGGGCCUGACGACGUAUCCAAAUGGUUCCACUUUAAUCUUCAAGUGUUCUAUUGGUUAUAAGACUGUGAAUUUAACAGCUUCCAAGACAAUAACCUGUGUUGGACCCGAGUGGACCAACCUGGACCUUACUUGCACAAAAAAGUCCUGUGGAUCUCUUCCUGAUUUGUCCAAUGGAAAGUAUACUUUUCCAGAUGGAAAUCUGUUUGGUGCGACAGCCAUCGCAGUAUGUAAUGAAGGAUAUAUGAUGGUUGGAGUAAAUACUAGAAAUUGUCAUGACAGUGGAUGGGAUGGAAGAGACCCUGUGUGUGAAGUGGUGAAAUGUUUGCCACCUCCCACUAUGCAGAAUGGAACUUUUCAGCCAGUGAAAGAUUUCUACAAUUAUAAUGAAGUAGUCACAUACACUUGUACUGACGGUUACACUCUCGACGGAAAUUCAGAAAUAUCCUGUUCUAACAAUGGAACCUUUCAACCUCCUCCUCCUCGGUGUGUAUUUGUGCGGUGUGAGACACCCGACAUUAAAAACGCAGUUCGAAUCGAAGGGAAAUCACCACCCUAUGGAUACGGAAAUUUUGUCAAAUACAAAUGCAAUGAGGGGUACACAAUGAUUGGAGCUGAUAACCUGGUCUGUGAAAUAAACGGAUGGAAUCCACCUCCCCCCACUUGCAUCCAGCAAUGUACGAAACCUAUCGUUGGGGGAAACAGGGAAAUGGUUAAUGACUCAGGCCUGCAGACGUACCCAAAUGGUUCCACUAUAACCUUCAAGUGUUCUACUGGAUAUCAGCCUGUGGAUCCAUUAGCUUCCAGGACAAUGACCUGUAUUGGACCCGAGUGGACCAACCUGGACCUUACUUGCACGAAAAAGUCCUGUGGAUCACUUCCUGAUUUAGCGAAUGGGAAGUAUACUUUUCCAGAUGGAAUUCUGUUUGGUGCGACAGCCAUCGCCGAGUGUAAUAAAGGAUAUUCGCUCGUAGGAGUAAAAACUAGAAAUUGUCUUGAUGCUGGAUGGGAUGGGAGAGACCCUGUGUGUGAAGCGGUAAAAUGUUUGCCACCUCAGACUGUACAGAAUGGAACUUUUGAGCCAGUGAAAGAUUUCUAUAAUUAUAAUGAAGUAGUCACGUACACUUGUAGUAAUGAUUACACUCUUGACGGAGUUGACUCAUUGACCUGUUCUGAUAAUGGAACGUUUCAACCUCCUCCUCCUCGGUGUACAAUUGUGCGGUGUGAGACACCCAACAUUAAAAACGCAGUUCGAAUCGAAGGGAAAGCACCACCCUACGGAUACGGAAAUUUUGUCAGAUACAAAUGCGAUGACGGGUACACAAUGACUGGAGAUGAUUACCUGGUCUGUGAAAUACACGGAUGGAGUCCACCUCCCCCCAGCUGCACCCGUAGCCAAGUUGCACCCACCACACCUCCACCAUCAAACAGUACCCAAGUUGCACCCACCACACCUCCACCAUCAGACGGCACCAGUGUAAAAUCCAGCAUAAUAAUAAUAGCUGUUGUCGUAUCCAUUGUUGUGCUUCUAGCAGGAAUUCUUUUAGCAGUGUUUUUCAGCAGAAAGAAAGAGAUAAAAGAACAAGCAUUCAGACUGAUGCCAAAAUGACUCAUAAGGAACUCAUAAGUGACGUCAGCCGAUGAUGGAGCUCUUCUUCGUCUGUGUCCGGAAAAGCUGUUUUCAGCAUUUUUCCUGAUCGUCAGAGAUUAGAAGUUAAUUUGCACUAUGUUCUAUUUUUAAUACGAUUUUAAAAUAUAUUCUUUGAAGCAUCUGUACAAAUUUAAAGUGUAUUAAAUUUUUGGAGAUAUGCAGUAUGUGGGUUUAAGUUAUUUCUAUUAUUUCUAAUAUUUUUGAAUUAUUUUUGAACAGUUCAGUUCAGUUCAGUUUUUACUGCAUAGUUAUAUGAUAUUAAAAUCCAGACUGAGUCACUGCCUUUAGUACAGAAAUCAGCAGGCAAAAAUUUAUUUAAAAUUUAAACAUGGUUUUAGUUGAAAUGUUUGUUUUUUUUUUUUUUUUUUUUUACAUUUUGAUUAUUAACAAUUUUUUGUUUUUUAUUAAUAGACUAAAGAUUGUGUUCCUUUACUAGAUGAACCACUAUCAGCUUUUUUCGUAUGCCAUCCUGUUUAAAAUUAGCUAAUGUGCAUAAAAAUGCAUAGAACGGAGAACUGAUAUUAUUCUGUUGUAUGUUAACGUUUAGGAAAUCAAAUCAUUGAAAUCAAUUGCGAAUAUUAUGAAAGUAUUGACUUUCUCUUAAAGUGCAAUAAUGGAAAAAUUUUUCAAAUGCUAACCAUUAGUUCGAAUAUUAACAGACUUUGAUUUUGUAUGGCCAAAAGUUUGUGGACGUCCCGUUUUAUUCUAAAACUAGGAGCAAUAAUAUGGAGUUAGAUACACCGAAGUCAGUAAUAAAGAGAGGAGUCUCCACAUACUUUUGGCCAUAUCGACUGUGUUUGUCCCCGAAUGUUUUCCAAAUACUAGUUUGCGAAUCAAGUUAGGCGUUGGAAUUUUGUAGCUACAGUAUUUUAUUGCGUAUGGGUACGAAAUAUGUUCAUUAAUGUAACCUAAAAACAUUGAAUGUAACUCUUUCUGGAAGGACUCUUUGGCUGUGUAUGUUUUUUAUGUUAAUUAUGACUACUGAUUCAUUUGUUUCUUAAUUUAUUAUUAUAUUAUUCCAAAUGCAAGAUGUGUUGAAUAAAGCAUCUGCAAGUUUG
Silurus meridionalis is the source of this 3029-nucleotide messenger RNA. Its product is annotated as zona pellucida sperm-binding protein 3 receptor-like. NCBI's taxonomy places the organism in Eukaryota, Metazoa, Chordata, Actinopteri, Siluriformes, Siluridae. Bases 202 to 1929 code for a protein of 575 amino acids. The transcript is spliced from 17 exons. The record is from RefSeq and is a predicted model, not a curated record.